Messenger RNA from Brassica oleracea var. oleracea, 1149 nucleotides. Its product is annotated as NAC domain-containing protein 41-like. Gene Ontology annotation, molecular function: DNA binding. The record is from RefSeq and is a predicted model, not a curated record. Bases 180 to 941 code for a protein of 253 amino acids. The transcript has 3 exons. Gene Ontology annotation, biological process: regulation of DNA-templated transcription. Lineage: Eukaryota; Viridiplantae; Streptophyta; Magnoliopsida; Brassicales; Brassicaceae.
UCAUAAGCACCUUCCUUUUCCCCUACUCAUUCUCAUCAACUUCUUAUUAUGAAACUAAAUAAAUGUUCUCUGACAAAUGAGCCACUUCUUCUACCAUUUAUAUUACACAUCUAUAAUAUAUUCAUAUAUGUAAGUGUACUCGUGAGGAUAUACACAUAUAUAAAGAACCUCUCCUACUCAUGUCAUUUAGCCUGCAAAGCCCACAAAACAAAACGUUACACAAGUCUUCCUUCUCUCCUUCUCUCUCUUUCGCUCCCCGUGCUUUCUCUUUAGAGAAACAGUAUUGGAAGAAGAGAGAAGAUAUGGAGGUGGAGAAGAGGACAAUGGUGAAUAGAAGCAUGAAACUACCAAUUGGAUACAGAUUUCAUCCAACGGACCAGGAGCUUAUCCUUCAUUACUUGCUCCCAAAGGCCUUUGCUUCUCCUUUGCCUUCCUCCAUCAUCCCUGUCUUUGACGUCUUCUUCUCUCAUCCUCUUACUUUCCCAGGUGAUCAAGAGGAGAAGAAGAGGUACUUCUUUUCCAAGAAGAGAAGAGAAGUCUCAAGUAGAAUCAAGAUUUCAUCUGGUGAUGGUUAUUGGAAACCUAUUGGGAAAGAGAGAGAAAUCAUUGCCUGUGGUAGAACAGUUGGGAUUAGAAGAACACUUGCUUUCCAUGAAACAAACAAAGCAUCUUCUAAACUCAACAAAACUAGAUGGAACAUGACAGAGUAUUGCCUUGCCGGAUUUGCAUCAACAAAGCAGGUGUCUGGUGAGUGGGCGGUGUACAAUGUGCAUGAGAGGAAAGCAUCCAAAGGAAAAAGGCAGAGGAAAUCAAGAGGGAGAGAUGACGCAGAAGAAGAAAACUUGAGUUGCAUCGACUUUACGAUUGGGUCAGAUCAUGAAACCGGUCCUCCACCUCCCUCUCCUCCUACCUCAGCUGAUGAGUCAGGGAGCAUUAUUUAAAACGUGGCUCCUUAACCCUAACCUACUCCACUUAUGUUUCUUUCAAGCUAUUUUAAAAAGUUUCCACUUCUUAAUUCAUUUGUUAGAGAAACAAGUAAAAGGAGGCUAAGGGGUUGUUUUGAUCCAAAAGUAUUGUGUGAGUGGAGAUUUGUUGAGCAAACCAAAUAUGUGUCAAACUUGUUAACUUUUACUUGAAGUUCUUUUAACA